GGAGAAAUCCGCUCAGAAGCGCGGCUGGAAAAUACGGACCGCCGCUCCUGAAAAGGGAAAUGUCUAACAGAUGAUUGGCCCCGUGCCCGCCCGCUCCACUUCUGCUGCGCGCUAAACGCAGCUCCUCUGACCAAAACCAGACACACACACACUCACAAGGCACCAGGGAAGCAUCGCUGCCGGGACGGGACGCGACUGAUCCUAAGCAAAAAAGCUGCGGCUGUUUAUUCCGAGGAAUGGGGAGACGCUGUCGGUGUCCACCGACGUUAACAAGCCCAGUUCAAAGCGAGCGCUGCAACGUCGCACCGUCUGCCGGUGAGGUCACUGUGGCACAAAGCAAAGCGACCUGCGCGGACACGCAGCGGAGAUUCCGUCACAUCACGGCGGCUUUGUUCGCGCGCUGAUUGACUGUCGCUUCGGAUGAGAUUUAGCCGCUAAAACCUUAUCGAUUAUUGCGAGUCAGAGAGGCUCGCGCCGAUGGAUCGUGGAUAAGUAGUUAUUGAUGAACCGAGAGGGACUACAGCGGCGGAACCCAAAGGAGAAAACGAGCGCGCGUCUAUAACGACACAUCUGAAUAUAUUAAACAACGCAUAUUGACUUAGUCAUCGUUGCACUUAAAGAACCGAGGUGGAACUAUGGCUUUGGUCCUAUCAAUGAACCCCUUUUGCGAGCCUGAAGCCGAAGCCCCUACAUCAAUCUACCAACCACUCUGGGAAUCCGAGCACUGCAGUAAAAGCUGCAUCUCCGCUCCCUCACCACCAGGGGGCGACACCCAAGGGCUCACUCAAGAGCCCCAUUACAGACGAGCUCCUGAACAUGUGAUGGAUCGUGUGGCCCUGUCACGGAUCUCUUAUUUCAAGAGGAAGUUUGUGGAGGAUGAAGAACCCAUACUGAGCUUCAGGAGUUACUGUCACACUCAGGUGUCACCGGUCUUAGAGGAGCGCGCUCACAUUCUCCGUCUCUCUCUGGAGAAGCUGCGUUUCAUGGAUGACCCAGAGUCCUUCUUACGGCGCUCCGUGCUCAUCAACAACCUUCUCCGUCGUCUCAGAAACGAAAUCCUCCUCCAGAGUGACUGGUGCUUCCCAUCGGGGCCCACAGCAACACCUUGUCCCCUCCAAACACCUGCCACGAAUACCCCUCUUCCCCCACCUGCCCUGCAGCCCUGCAUUACGCCUCCCGGGCAGUACCGCAAACGCCUGCGUCUGCUGAGGAGGGAAGGGCCAGAGUGUGUCCCAGCCUGCUGCUGUUUAUACGCAGCCGGACGCUACCUCCAGCUGCCCCUGUCUGUCUAUGAACGGGACGUCUACUCCAACUCUCACCCUUCUUCUUCAUCUUCGACUUCAGUAAGAUUUCCACAGCUGCUGGAGGAGGAGGAUGAGGAGGAGGACAGUGAUGAAGAAGAGGACUCUGUGUGUCCUAUGUUGGCUCUGUGUCAAGCUGAAACCAGGGAGCAGAACAGGACGUGGGAUGGUCUACGGCCACAGAGCCACAGGGAAGACAAGACCCUGGAGAAAGAGAGAGAAAAGGGAAAGGAGAGGGUUAAAGCAGGGGAGGUUUCACAGCGAUGGCUUUCAGACGCUAUAGGUUCUGGACACCAUGGGGCUCUUGCUAGGGUUCACGUGAGGGGAAAAUAACAACCGAACACUUGCUGUGGAAACUAAAGUUUCCAGCAGCCUUAUAGAUCCCUUAUACAAACCAGAAUAUCAACGGUCAGUGUUUUUGAAUUUUUAGGUACUUUUUGUACUUCUGGAUUACGCAACACUACACAUCAAAAGGGACAGCGAAUUCACAUAUUGCUUGCCUCUUGCGAAAACUACCAUACUGUGCCUUAAAUGUUCUUGUUUAAUCUGUUUGAUGUGUUCGUGGAUAUUUGUGACUGAACCAGUUUAAUCCACAAAGAAGUAUGAAAACUUGUUUCCAUAAACUCACAAUUCUGAGAAGAAAAAAAAAAAAAAAAAAAGCUGCGAGGUAUAAACUCAUAAUUGUGAUUAAAAAAACUAAAUUGUAAAAUAAGAAGUCACAAUUAACUCUUCAUGGUAGAAAAAAAAUAACUGCGAGAUAUGAACUCAGAAUUCUCAUACAACAGUCAGAAUUGUGAGAUUUAUACCUUUGUGCCUCACAGUUCUGACCUUUUAUAAGAAUUACAAGUUCAUCUCUCACAAUUUUGUUUAUAUCUUGCAAUUCUGCAAUUCUAUUUAUUCCGUAGCAGAAAUGGCCUUUCAUAGUGAUGGGCACCAUCUGAAAUAAAAUUCACACUCUUUCCGAAUUUGUAAGGAAGGAAAUUAUAAUAAUAAAAAAAAUCAUAAUUUAGUUUUGUUGAUAUCAUAGGCACUUGCAAAAUGCAUGACCUGGAUUGCUCUUUAAUGACGAUCAUCAAGUUUACAUGCAGUGGAUUUUAGCCAGAAUGCAUGAGGCCCUGAAAGAGGCCAUAAUGUUCAAUACUAUUCCAUUUAGCACCCUUAAUAUUUCAUACAUUUACAUAUUCAGGAGACAAAACAUCCUAAUUGACACCAGCUGACAGAGACCAUGGAUACGGUUACCUCAGUGUUGAUAUUAAUCUGUUUUUUUGAGGUCCACUGAUUCAAGUGAUUAUUUUUACAAAAGAGGGAAUCUUCAUUCACUAUGAACGUUUUUAUUUUCGUGCACUUUUUCAUAUUGUUUAUGUUUUCUCUGCAUUUAUUUUAUUUCUAAAAACACAUAAAAAGGAGAACCUCAGACAUGAGCACAAAUUAUACAGGCAACAAUGCUGGUAGUAAAUGAAAUAAAAUUUUAAACAUUGUUUGGGCUUGAAUGUGUGUGUGUGUUUUUGUGAAAUGUAUUAAGAAUAAAGGAAUGAUCUCAAGCUCA
Puntigrus tetrazona (Sumatra barb) is the source of this 2847-nucleotide messenger RNA. It is a transcript of the gene sertad4, whose product is annotated as SERTA domain containing 4. The transcript is spliced from 4 exons. Bases 636 to 1634 code for a protein of 332 amino acids. Gene Ontology annotation, cellular component: nucleus. The record is from RefSeq and is a predicted model, not a curated record. Lineage: Eukaryota; Metazoa; Chordata; Actinopteri; Cypriniformes; Cyprinidae.